CACCACGCGUCCGCCCGUCAACCGACCAAGCUCACUGCCCAGCCGCGGGAACGGACUGCAAAGGUAACUUGCCUCCUCAACCAAAGUUCGUUGAUCCAAACACAGCUCCGCAAGUUCUGGCUAGUCUGGCACCUGCACCAGAUAAGGCGGCUUAUUACGCGUGCUUGGAUUCGCUGCAGUGUUAGUAUUACUUGUGCUCGAGCCCCUCUUUGCGUCUCACAAGUCAACUUCCCUGGUCAUCGACGCCAACUUUUGCCCCUCCUUCGGACACGUCGUCGGAUAACUCGAUAGCCCUGAGGCGCAGCCUUCGCUUCAGCUUUCUUGUAUGUCUCCUUACAACCAGACAUCCGAUUUGCCGAACCAAUCCGGCACCCUAGGCAAUGUCCCGACCUCGCAGGGCAGAAGCCUAGGCCCAUCUCCAGCAAGUCAGGCCAAGGCGCCCCCGCACCAGGCUCCCGCCACCAGUUCGGCGGGCGGCGCCGACGAGGAAGACUUGUUAGAUCUUAGCGACGAUGUGCCCCCGAAUAGAUCCCGGCAGCUGGCGCAAGAUCCUCCGGGUUUUCACGGCGGCCCCGAGCACGGAACAAUGUUUGACGACACCACAGACCUUAUGUCUUCUUCGACUGCCACUUUGAAGCCGAUGACCUCCCCCACCGCCACGACCGCCACACAAUAUCUCACGAUUGAUACGAGGACCUAUGUCGACCCUACCCCCCCGACUCCUGCUUCCUCACAGCCUCCCUCGAGAACCCCCUCAAACGCCGCGCCCCGGUCGAGAAAUGGCUUGGCAUCUGACGAGCCUUCGCCCACUGGGUUCGAUGCGGCAGAUGACGAUAAGAGAUAUGCUAGCGAGGAUGAUCAAGAGAGUGGGUCGAGAUCAGAAAUACAGAGCAUAAUGGAGCAAUUCAGCGAAGAAGGCGGCGGGCCGGGCGCCGAUGAAGUCAUGAGCCCGAGACUAGAGAUGGCUUCCCCGCUGCUCGGCAGCCCAAUCCAACAUCCGCCUCGAAAGUCCAGCUUAGAGCCCCUCGCCCCCAGCAUUGCCCAGCAGCUUCAGGAUACCCAGACUCCCCGGCUUUCCAUAGCUUCAUCUGCUAGCAUCCGACUCAAGGAGAAAGAAAGGGAUGACUCGAGACCCCCUGUUCCUCCUAAGGACGAGUCGGUUCAUCCUGGCACCGCUGCGAGUUCACUGGAUAAUGUACAUGGCACUUUAGAUCCGCCCAUGUCUCCAUCCGUAUCUUUGCAUCGCCCGCCUCCGCCAGAGCCCGAGCCCGAGCCAUCAUUGCCCUUUGACUUUCAUCGGUUCUUGGAGCAGCUGCGCAAUAAAAAGGCCGACCCGGUUGCACGAUACCUCAAAUCAUUCUUGGCCGAAUUUUCGAAACGACAAUGGAUGGUUCAUGAGCAAGUCAAGAUAAUCGGCGAUUUUCUUGUCUUUAUCGCCAACAAGAUGGCCCAGUGUGAAAUCUGGAGAGAUGUGACAGACGCCGAGUUCGAUAAUGCUCGUGAGGGCAUGGAGAAGCUUGUAAUGAAUCGUCUCUAUACCCAGACCUUUUCUCCAACAAUACCGGCACCACAACCAAUCCCAGGAGCGAAGCCAAAGAAACGUGGCGGGGAGCGACCAAUGGGCCCAGGAAGGCGAGGUCAACACCAAGAAGAUGUCGAGCGUGACGAAAUUCUCGCCCAAAAGAUCAACAUUUACGGUUGGGUGAAGGAGGAUCACCUAGACAUUCCUGCUGUGAGCGAAAGUGGGAAGCGGUUCCUGAAGCUUGCGCAACAGGAGCUUCUGAAAAUAAAAUCUUACAGGGCUCCGCGAGACAAGAUCAUCUGUGUCUUGAACUGCUGCAAAGUCAUAUUUGGUCUACUCAAACACUCCAAGUCCGACUCGUCUGCAGAUUCUUUCAUGCCGAUGCUCAUUUACGUUGUGCUACACGCAAACCCGGAGCAUUUAGUCUCGAACGUCCAGUACAUUCUCAGGUUCCGGAACCAAGACAAGCUGGGCGGAGAAGCUGGUUACUACCUUUCAUCGCUGAUGGGGGCCAUUCAGUUCAUCGAGAAUAUGGACCGGACCACGCUUACUAUCACUGAUGAAGAGUUUGAGGCCAAUGUCGAAGCUGCCGUCUCAGCUAUCGCAGAAAAGCAUCGUGCUGAAUCCCCUCCGCCACCGCCACCUCCAUCAGAGAAGCCGGCUUCUUUGCACCCACCUGGCACUGGGGAAUCUGGUCCCUCGUCUGCUCGCCCCUCUAUCGACGCAGAUGCCUCUCUCCGCCCUGUAACCCCCCGUCGCUCACUGUCAUCCAAUGAAGGUCGCGACAGCGGCGAGCACAGCGGAAACGACGAGAAAGCAGCGAUUACCGGCCUGCUUCGGUCAAUUCAAAAACCGUUGAGCACGAUAGGUCGCAUAUUUUCUGACGAGCCGUCCACUUCAGGGGCGGGCCCCGCCGUGGCGAGCCCGGCCCGUACGCCGCAGCCGGAGCGCAACGAAGGAGAUCUGCCCACGCGACAGAAGCUGUCAGCUGAAGAUGCUGCAGCCCGGCAGGCAAGUGCCGAAGCCGCUGAAGCGCAACGGCUACAUCGUGCAGAGCAUGCAAAUGUGGUAGAGACUUUGGCGGGCAUGUUUCCAGAUCUUGACCGCGAUAUCAUUAGUGACGUCGUGUAUCAGAAAGAAGGAAGGGUUGGGUUGGCUGUCGAUGCAUGCCUUGCUCUGUCUUCGUGAGUCCAUUAUAUGCUGUCCUUGACCAGGGUAAAAUGGAAUCUCAAAGGAGGAGGUACCAACCACGUAUAUGGGAAAGGAGGGAGCUUGCUGCAUUUCCGCGGGUUUUCGUCGUCGUAGCGAGCAUUGAGAGAGGAUUAGCGGCACGUUAGUUGAGUGUUUUGUUAUUUCCCCUGUCACAUCUGCAUAGGUUAAGGCCAGGUGCAACAGGAUAGCGGUUGUUCCUCUUAGUCCAGCAACAUAACCUAAACUAUUUACAUGAGAGUCCUAUAUUAAUAUACCCAAUUUCUUUAUCUUUAUUUUAUAAAGAA
Messenger RNA from Lasiosphaeria miniovina, 3018 nucleotides. RefSeq lists its product as uncharacterized. Gene Ontology annotation, cellular component: endocytic vesicle; cytosol. Gene Ontology annotation, molecular function: small GTPase binding; ubiquitin binding; guanyl-nucleotide exchange factor activity. NCBI's taxonomy places the organism in Eukaryota, Fungi, Ascomycota, Sordariomycetes, Sordariales, Lasiosphaeriaceae. The transcript has 5 exons. Gene Ontology annotation, biological process: vesicle-mediated transport. Bases 326 to 2710 code for a protein of 794 amino acids. The record is from RefSeq and is a predicted model, not a curated record.